UUAAACAAGUUGACGAUUAAGUGAGAUACACGUUCGUGAGAAUAUAUAGUUUUGAGCAGACUCUCUCAAGACUUUUCUCUUGAGUCUCUGAUCCUCAUCUCCUUGAGUCUUUCUUUCUUUCUUUCUCCAUAGAUCCGUGCGAAAAUGGCGCCGAAGUUCGACACGGAGAAGAUGCAGGAACGCCAGAACUUCCGUAACGUCUGGCACACUGAUCUCACUCACACCAUCCAGGGCGAUACUCCCUAUUGCUGUUUUGCAUUGUGGUGUGCCCCUUGUGCAUCAUACUUGCUUCGCAAGCGUGCGCUUUACAAUGACAUGUCUAGGUACAUAUGCUGCGCUGGUUACAUGCCUUGUAGCGGCAGGUGUGGAGAAGCCAAAUGUCCUCAACUUUGUCUUGCCACUGAGGUCUUUUGCUGCUUUGGAACCUCUGUGGCAUCGACUCGUUUCCUUCUGCAAGAUGAGUUCCAAAUUCAGACCACACAAUGUGACAACUGCAUCAUUGGUUUUAUGGUUUGCCUUAGCCAAGUGGCUUGCAUAUUCUCCAUAGUUGCGUGUAUCGUCGGCAUUGAUGAGCUUUCAGAAGCUUCCCAGCUGCUCUCUUGUUUAUCUGACAUGGUGUACUGCACGGUUUGCGCUUGUAUGCAGACACAACACAAGGUGGAAAUGGACAAGAGAGAUGGUAAGUUCGGUCCACAACCAAUGGCUGUGCCUCCCCCUCAGCUAAUGUCACGGAUUGAUCAAGCCACUCCACCCGCUAUCGGUUAUCCUCCACAAGGUUACCCACAACACCCUCCUCAAGGGUAUCCAUCUUCUGGCUACCCUCAAAACCCUCCAGCUUAUCCUCAGUACCCUCCUGGUCCGGCUUAUCCACCUCAAGGUUACCCAAAGUAAUCACUCUUUUGCGUUCACUUUCACGUCGUUGAUAUAUGCUCUGUGUGCCGGUCAAAGUGUUUUGAGGUCAUUGUUUGGUGUGUAAGACUUUACUUCAAAUCAUCUUGUUGUUAUCUGAGACCGUCCCCCUAUUGGACUGAGACAUCUGGUGAGUUUUUUUCUUUUCAUUUGAUUUUUUUUUUGGAAAGUAAAGAGACCAAAUAUAUAUAUAUAUACACGUCCAUUUCACUAAAA
Messenger RNA from Brassica napus (rape), 1125 nucleotides. RefSeq lists its product as uncharacterized. Lineage: Eukaryota; Viridiplantae; Streptophyta; Magnoliopsida; Brassicales; Brassicaceae. Bases 145 to 891 code for a protein of 248 amino acids. The transcript is spliced from 8 exons. The record is from RefSeq and is a predicted model, not a curated record.